Musa acuminata subsp. malaccensis (wild Malaysian banana) is the source of this 825-nucleotide messenger RNA. Lineage: Eukaryota; Viridiplantae; Streptophyta; Magnoliopsida; Zingiberales; Musaceae. The record is from RefSeq and is a predicted model, not a curated record.
CUCUCUCUCGCUUCUGCUGUAAUUUCUGCUUCUUUUUCUUUUGCGUUAUUUGCAAGAUGGGCGGGGUUGGAAAACCCUCCAAGAUCGGCGAAUUUUGCCGUCGUUGGUCAGCCAACCCUGCAAGCGAUCGUUUGGUUUAUUUUCUUCGGUGCUUCAGUCGUCUGUAAGAUCGCUUCUUGUCCUUUUGUGAUGAUUUGCAAGAUGGGCGGGUGGGGAAAACCCUCCAAGAAACGGUUAUUUGGCCGUCACUGGUCAGCCAACCCUCUCGAGAACCCUGGAAGCGAUCCUUCGGUGCGCUUCAGUUCCUUUUAUUUAUGUGGUCAUGUUGGACGUGCGGCAUAUGCCACGAAAAGGACUAUCGAUUUUGGGCAGCCAACUUCGCUCUCUCAUCCCGAGAUAAAUUUGCAGCCCAAGUUAUGUGGGGAGAUUGGUUCGUCAUGCGCUCUAGACCUAAAUCUGUGCUACAUCACUCCUUGUCUGUCUGCAUUUGUUUGUUAGAUCCAAAACAACUGGUAGCAUCUUCCUACCAAGCAUUUAAAGGCCAUGCAAGUCAUGGAUCAUCAGUUAUUGUUAGUCAAGACACUGUUUGGUGCUUGCUGGAGGGACUAGGUAUGUUGCUGCUUCUGUUAUUUGGUGGAAUGAUACUAUACCAUCCAUAAAUUAUGUCAAAAGGUCUAAUUCUUUGAUAGGAUCACUGAACAUUUGACACAUUAUAAUUUUGAAGUGUGAUAGUAUCCUAUGUUGGAUACAGUAAAUACAACCAUGUCAUCCAUUUAUACUUUUACCUUUUGUUGUUCAUUAUUAUCCUUUCUUUAAAUUAUUAGA